AAAAGGGGUAGGGAAUACCAAUGGAUCAGGUGAAUUGUGGUGGUUGAAAGUGGUAGCUCAGCAGUAGACGGUAGACAGCCGGUAAUCGAGUAAUAUUGCAGUCGAUUGCAGGAAAUCUGAAAGUUAUCUCGUUAUGGAGUUACGCGAAGUGAAUCGCACUUUUGAUACUGUGGAAGAAACUACGGAACUUUUAUCGCCAUCCCAUCGCGAUAACAUCGAAAUUGAAAGUUAUUUCAUCGAAUACGCUAUUCAAAAAGAAAUGAUAAAUCGCAAUCGAUGUCCCGCUAGCCGUCGUUUACUUAGUCAAACAGCUCAUUUGGCAGAUUUUACUUUUACUAAUGGCAAUAAUCAAAAGGAUACGUCGUCCGUCGGUAUCAGUAUGAUUCAUACUUCGAACGCGAAUUGGCCUCCUUCUAGAAAGAGGGAAGAGGCAAGAGCGUUGGAAAAUCUCCGAAAAAGAGUGGAGCAAUCGAAAUUAUAUAAAGCAAAUCGAAUUUCAGAUACCUGCGGAUCGACUUCUACAUCUUCGGUUUUGAAUAAUGAUCAAAUUCAUCAGCUUGACAAUCGACCGAAGCUGUUAAAAAAGAUCCUGAGUAACAGGCCGAUGAGUAUCGCACAUGAUAGUAACGAUUUGGAGACUGACUGGCGAGAUAGCGAAUUUAUAACGGAAUGUUUAUGCUGGCACAAUGUUUAUCGACAAAGACACAAUGCUCCACCCUUAACCAUGUCGCCGCAGUUGUGUGAGUAUGCACAAACAUGGGCCAAUCAUUUAGCACACACCAACACAUUUUACUAUAGAAACGAUCGAGAAGUUGGACAAAAUCUUUAUUGUCGACCUGGUGGUGCUGUCCCUACCGAUGUAACUGGGCAAGAUGUUGCAUCGUAUUGGUAUUCAGCGGUGAAACAAUAUGACUUUUUAAAAGAACCGGAUAUUCUUCAUGCUAAUGUAAACGCAGGUCAUUUUACGCAAGUAAUUUGGGCAAGCAGUCGUUAUUUCGGGGUUGGAAAAGCACGUAGUAGAAGCGGAAAAAUCAUCGUAGUAGCCAAUUAUCAACCUGUUGGUAAUAUAUCCGGACAAUUUCAAACUAACGUAUUACCCCCUUUACCCGAAAAUGUAAAUAUCAGUUUAUCAUCUCAGCGACAACCAUCCAUAAAAGUCUUUCGUGACCAUUACAUUGCGUCUGAUUCGCCACCACUAGCAUCAUCCUCUGUACCGCUUUCGGAUACAGCAUCAACGGACAGUGAUCAUUCUUCCGUUAGUUCUACGCAAUAAUAUAGACGACCGAAUUGCCUUUUCUGCGUUUGCACGCGCGGAUGGGAUGGGCAUUAAUCAGAUUUGAUUUCUCUCAUCUUUUUCUUGUUAUUUCGUCUAACUUGACUAAAAUUUAAGAAAGAGAAAUACAUAAUACAUAAUACAUAAUACAUAUAUACAUAUACAUAUAUAUAUAUAUAUAUAUAUAUAUAUAUAUAUUUAUCCAUGGAAAAUGUUUGUAAAUGUAAAUUAGUCAAUAAUUAUAUUUGAUUAUUUAUUUCUAUUAUAUUUAUUUAUUUGUUUGUUUGUCCAUUCCCGCAAGCAAGAAAAGAAGGUAGAAAUAAUAAGAAAAAACAGAAUAAAUUUUCAUUUUAAAACUAGCGUGCAAAUCUCGUAGAACAGGCAUGUGCGGGUACUUUUACAUAAUUAUGCGAUUCGCAUAAAAUUUGAUGAUCUGAAAGAACUUGAUAUUUCAUAAAUAGGAAUGGUGAAGAGCAAAAAAUCGAUAUGCUGUGUAUUAUACUCUUAUAUAUAUAUACAUAUAUGAGCAGUAUACAGAAUUUGACAUUUUUUGUACAUUGUACGUACCACACCAAUUUCUUGUCAAGUAAAACAUACUGAUUAUCAUGAAUAUGUUAUAAGUAUUAUCUAUUUGUAAUAUAUUAAAGGAAAAAUAAUAUAUUAUUCGCUUGCAGCGAUUCGUUUUUGGCUUAUACAAAUUACAAUAAGUAAACAGACAAGAUAUUGAAAACUGUAGAUUACGGGUUGGAUAGAGUACAAAUUAAAUACAAGAUCCUAAAUCCGUGUAUUAUUAUCUACAUGCUCAUACAUACUGCUCAUUAAAUGUGUACGUUCAAUUCGAGAAUAUUUUCUCUUCGUGACAAUAGUAUAUGAAUAUUGUAUAUAACAUAUUAAAAAGUGAAAAUGUUUUAAAAAUUUGCAAACUCGUAAUACUUGAUGAGAGCAGGGUAAAAAAAACUUGUUUGCAACAAUUUAAUGUGUAAACAAUAGUUUCGUUUUUCCACUUACAUACGACAUAUCUAAAGAUAGCAAAAGAAUUAUUCAAUUCUCGUAUAAUUUCCCAUGAUUUUUUUUCACUAAGUGUUUAAAUGGGCACCAAAAUGAAAAUGUACAACUUCAUUUUAAAUGAUUAAUUUGUGGACUGUUUUUGUUUUGGGACAAGUUUGUAUAUUCUUCGAUUAUUUCCCUUUUUUAACAUGAUAACAUACGCUUAUUUAUAUAAAUGAUAACUUUAUUCUGUAAAUCAGAUCUGUUCAACGGCGGAACCUUUGAGGCUGUGUAGUUCUUCAUCGCUUGUAGUGAAAUCGAGGAUCUUUGAGAAAAAUAUUGUUAUUAACGAUAGAUGCCUUAUACGUACCAGUGUUCCUCUACACUGAAACACGAUCUAGAAUUCCAUAGCUCAUCGACACACGCGAUGAAGAGGUCUGAUAUAUGUAAAUUCUUCACAAUUAUAUUGUAUGCGCGUUGACGAAAUUUUUAUUUUAAGAAUCUGUCGUCCGCACUUAAAACAUCAACGUUUACCAUAAAUUCAAUGAGUUUCUUAGAGUUAGUUUGGAACUGAAAAUUAUUGAUAUAUAAGGCUUUUUCUUAUAAAUAUUAGAUGAUAUCUUUUUGUAAAAUUAACCCUUCGUUGGAAAACUGAGUCGUUGUUCCUCCCCAAAUUUUUAUUUUUAUUGACAAAUUUUUCAAAUGUUUAGUUUGACGAACACAAUUUGUAUAGCGUAAUAGAAACAUUGAUAAGUAAUUGUGAAAUUUUAAAAAGUUUUGAUUGGUUAGAAAAUUUAACUUGAAUAUGAACGACCUAGUUAAACGGCCUUACAAAUUAUAAAAAGAGAUGUUUAUCUACGAAGGGUUAAUAUAUAUUCAAUAUCUAACAAUCAGUAUACCUAAUAGAAGGAGAAACAUGCUUAAUUGCUUGAUCCUUAUGUAUACAUAUAUAUACAUAUCUUUCGGGUCUCGAAAGUAUACUGAAUACCUGUUUCAUGAUUUGCGAACAAAACAGAUACAUCACGGAUCUAUACGUGAAUAUAUAUAUAUGCAUAUAUAUAUAUAUAUAUGCUACGAUACACGGAAAUUUUAUUUGCUCAUUGAAUUUAUCUCUAUGCAAACAAAAAUUAACAGUAAUCGUUAAAACUCUUCCUUUAAUUUUCUAGAUGUUACGAUUUAUUUGAUAUUUUUAUUUUUGCUUGGGCGAAAGUAGUUAUUAUCACAUAAAAUCAUAAUGCUCAAGAAAAUUAAAUAUACCAACAAGAUUAUAUUUCGUUCUUAGAUACAUAGCAAAUAAUAUCGUAAAUUUGUCAAAAAAUGAUGCUUUUUUUUUAAAUUGGAUUUGCUUCAUAGUUUCAAUCGUAUCAAUAGUAUAGGUGCAUUGAUCAUUAUGUUAAAAUUUAAUGUAAUAUGAUUAUAAUUGAAAAAGUCGCGAUGAAAAAAGCAAUAUUAUGAAUCGAAAGUAGCUUCUAAUUGCCUAUGAUCGAGCAACUCAAUGAGUAUAUUGACAACGAGUACCAAGUUGAUAAAAAUAUAAAGAAAAUGUCAUUAGGACGGUCUUAUUAUUAACUUCUUUCAAUCGACGUACUUCCAACAAUACUGCCAGUAGUCAAAUUUUGGUAAGCGAGUAUUCAGCUGUUGAUUAAAGAUUGUAUGAAAUCGUUUUAAUUCUGUUGAAUUUCCAUAUAUGAUUACAACGACUUAGAGUUAUAAAAUCUAAGGAGCAAAAGUUAAUGAACUACGUUUGUAUUUAUCAAUGUAAAUCCGAAUUUUAGAAAUCUGGUAUUUUAGUAACAAAUAACAUCGAUACACGGUAAACGUUGUCAAAGAAAACUUUUGUUGAGUACCACGAAGCUUUGGUUAGGGGUAGCACGAAAAAACCUUCUACGAACUUAUACAUCUGCAAUGAUAGUAACAUCAUACAGCUUUAAUAUUCUGCUAUUUUUCGUAUUUAUAAAGUUUUAAUACGACAACAUCCUUGUACAUUGCCUGUAAAGCGCGAACAAUAUUUUGUUAUGCGUUCGUGAUUUGUUGUUUAUUCUUCUAGUUCAUAAAUAUAAUAAUUACUGUUAAACAUAGCGUAUGAAUAAAUGAUCGCCUAAUUGAAGAAAAGAGAUCUAAAUUGAUCGUUUA
This is a messenger RNA of Bombus pascuorum, 4393 nucleotides long. RefSeq lists its product as uncharacterized. Gene Ontology annotation, cellular component: extracellular region. The transcript has 5 exons. NCBI's taxonomy places the organism in Eukaryota, Metazoa, Arthropoda, Insecta, Hymenoptera, Apidae. Bases 134 to 1273 code for a protein of 379 amino acids. The record is from RefSeq and is a predicted model, not a curated record.